UUCGAUAAACUUAUCCCUCUUGAAGAUUUUAAUGAUGUUUCCAAUGGAUUUCUAGUGGACGACACAUGUGUGUUUGGAGCCUAGGUCUUUGUUUGUAAAGAAAGAAGAACAGGCAAAGGCGAGUGCCUAGCAACGAUGAAGAUAGCCUCUGUAUGCAAACAUGUUUGGAAGGUUGAGAAAUUUUCAUCUUUGGGUGCUGAAUUUUAUGAGUCUGAACCGUUCACUGCUGGGGGCUAUAAUUGGAAGUUACGGCUUUAUCCCAAUGGAAAAGGCAAAGGCGAGGGUAGUCAUCUGUCUCUGUUUUUGGAAUUGGCUAGUCCCAUAACCCUUCCCCCUGGCUCUGAACUAUUUGUGGAGUAUAGAUUUCGCAUCCUAGAUCAAAUUCAUCAUCAGCAUCGUCAGCAGCAUCCUUCUAGUGGUAAGGACUGGUUCCGUGGCAGUACUCCAGCUUGGGGUUUGCUUAAAUUCAUUGAACAAGAAACUUUCAGGCAGGUAGACAAGGGGUUUUUGAAGAAUGAUGCUUGCAUAGUGGAAGCAGAGGUGACCGUCCAUGGAAUUUCUAAAGCACUAUAGCAAACUAGUCCUCAAUCCUGAAUCAAAGGACUGCUUGUCAUUAUAGUUUACUGCUCUAUAGUAAACUUGUCCCAACUAAUGUACUGAAAAAACGAUAACUAAUCAUUUUGUGGUUGUUUGGUAACAUUUCAAGGUUUCAACAGGGUAUGCUGUAAGAGAAUGAGCAAAUAUCAUUAGUGUUAUGAUAUAAGAAAAA
This is a messenger RNA of Rosa rugosa (rugosa rose), 769 nucleotides long. Its product is annotated as MATH domain and coiled-coil domain-containing protein At3g58210-like. The transcript is spliced from 3 exons. The coding region runs from base 136 to 573 and encodes 145 amino acids. The record is from RefSeq and is a predicted model, not a curated record. Lineage: Eukaryota; Viridiplantae; Streptophyta; Magnoliopsida; Rosales; Rosaceae. Gene Ontology annotation, molecular function: protein binding.